UCGGUCCAUCUUCAACCUCUCUCUCUCUUUCCCUAAUCCAAAAGUCUGGUGUUUUUUCAUCAAUAAUAGCCAUGUCGUUUUUUCUUACAGAAACCUCUGCUUCUUCAUCUUCAACAAUGGCGGAACAUCUAAAACUAAGGAGGCCAACCAGAAGCCAAACCAGUCCAGACCCAGUGUCGGAAAUCCCAUCACUAAUGCAGUCCACUCGUUCUAAAUCUGUCGUUUCCUCUCUGUUCCUCCCCACCGACAAUGAAACAACCAAGAAGAAAUCCAACCCUUUUAGCCAGUCCACUCUCAGAGGACUUGGCUGCACUGCAUCUGCAUCGCAGCAGGUGUCGGUGCCUGCCUUGAUACGCUCAUCGGCAGAUUGGGAAGCUAAGAAAGUAAAGAAGAAAAAGAAGAAAAGCAGUAAACGUGUUGGUAACGAGAGCAACAAGGUGCACCACCGUCAGCUAGGUGUGGUUUUGAAUGAAGGGAGUGGCUAUAACAUGAGUUGUGGGGUGAUUCAGGAUGUUUGGUGCGGGCCUGGAAUUGGGUUGUCAGCUGAUGCUGUUGGCUCUGUGGAUCGUGUUGUGGCAAGGAGAAAUGUACCUGCCAGAGGGAAGAUUGACCUUGAAAAGCUCAACCACAGGGAGCCUUCUUGCACAGCAAGGCGGACUGUAAAUCCCGAAACACUUUCCUUUCUUGAUUCUGAUUCGGCCUUCAUCUCGUCGCUUCCUAAACCCGAUUUCUUUGGAGGUAGAUCCUAUCACCAUGCUCGACAUCCUUCUCCGGAGGGGCUUGCUGAGAUGAUGAUGCUACAGAACAACUUGAUAAUGGGGGCACGUGAUCGAUUCAGUGAGUGGAGGCUUGAUAUCGAUAGCAUGUCGUAUGAGCAACUACUGGAGCUCGGUGACAAAAUCGGUUAUGUCAACACGGGAUUGAAAGAAGACGAGAUGAGCAGAUGCCUGAGAAAGAUGAAGGGGUCGAUUAUGGGAAACAAGUGCAUCAUUUGCCAGGAGGAAGACGAUGAAGAGAUGGGAAAGCUAUGUUGUGGACACAGUUUCCACAUUGAAUGUAUAAAGCAGUGGUUGGUGCAUAAAAAUACAUGCCCUGUUUGUAAGACCGAAGCAACGCCUAGAUGCUAAGCUGUGGAUUUUGUGAU
Molecule: messenger RNA, 1144 nt
Organism: Hibiscus syriacus
Lineage: Eukaryota; Viridiplantae; Streptophyta; Magnoliopsida; Malvales; Malvaceae
Product: NEP1-interacting protein-like 2
Exons: 5
Coding region: 72-1127 (351 amino acids)
Molecular function (GO): zinc ion binding; ubiquitin protein ligase activity
Source: RefSeq, a predicted model, not a curated record